Messenger RNA from Nerophis lumbriciformis (worm pipefish), 1635 nucleotides. Lineage: Eukaryota; Metazoa; Chordata; Actinopteri; Syngnathiformes; Syngnathidae. The record is from RefSeq and is a predicted model, not a curated record.
AUGGAGACACUGGAACGUCCCACCGAAGGGGAACCGUUGAAGACCGGCGAGGACGGCGUGGAGACGGGACCGACGGAGACGGAACUGAAAAAGGGCUGCAAGGAAGUUCUGGGACUUUCCAAACUUACCCACUGGCGGACGGCGGUCUUCUUUCUGUCGUUGUUCCUCUGCCUCACUGUGGUCUUCGCAUUCUCCUUCAUCAUCCCGUGUCCGGUUAGACCACAGUAUCAGGCUUUCUGGAACAGGAGCUUCCCUGGAGCUGAAACGUAUGACUUUUUGGCAUUUGAAGAUGUCAACAAAGACAAGGUGAAAGACGUCCAAUUCUUGAUAAAAGACAAUGAAGCCAGUCCGAACAAUACAUGUGGAAAUGCAGGUCUGCCGUCGCCAUGCGUGUUCAUGAUCGCGCUAGACGGGACGGAUGGAAAAACCCUGUGGGAGCGUCCGCUGGAGCCAGACUAUCACUGGGCUCAAUGUGGUCUGGAUGCCAACAUGGAACGAAAGUGGGACUGUCUAAUUUUCCAUUUCGACAAACUGUCGGCGCUGGAGAAACAUAACGGCGAAGUCAGGUGGCAGCAAUCCCACCCGUCCGGUCCACACAGCAGCAUUCCGGUGCUUAGUGUUCCGGAUUUGGAUGCGGACAAAGUUGGUGACAUCGCCUUGGUGGCGUCUGAUAACGUCCAGACUCAGCUGGUGUUCCUAUCGGGUAAGACUGGUGUUCAGAUGGGCUCUACGGUUGUGCUAAGCAGCGCCCAAACAGACGCUCAUCUGCUCCACAAGACCGGGGAGGGUUCCUACUAUGUGCUGCUACAAAAUGGCGACGGCUUGUCCGGUUUGGCCCUGUGGAGAAUUGCGGCUAAAGCCAAAGACGGUAUGGAGGCAGGGCUAAAGAAGGAUAAGCAAUUGGAGAGCAGAGCCGCCGACGUGUCCGGAUUGGUGCCGGUUUACACGUCGGGUUCUUUGAGGCACGUGGUGAAAACCAGCAAAAGCGAGUCGUCCGACUUGGUGCUGGUUUCAAGCAGAGAAGUGGCUAAAAUGGACGGAAAGACGCUGCAGCUACUGUGGACGUUCAACACCACCUCAGUUCUCAGGGAGCCUGCUUUUGGUCACUACAACAAAGACGGCGUACUUGAUGUUGUGCUUGAAGAGGACAUGGAUAAUUCCACCAAGAGGGUGUUGAUUCUUGACGGGAAGUCAGGUGACAAGUUGUGGGAAGUGGAACUUCUCUCCAGUGACAACUCGCCUCGCCCCACUUCUGUGCACACCAUCAACUCCAUCUCCAUCUUUGUCUUCUGGGGGCUGCGGCCUUUAAAUUCUUCCGUGUCGUCGUUACCUGGCGAACGUCGGUCUUACAUGCUGCAUCCUCUCUACUCUGAUGUGAUUCUCCAGUGUGAAAACUUCACCGAACACAUUGUUACGUUUAAAGCCACUCUGAUGGAGCGAGGACGCCACGCCGCCUUCAUCCUGCUGACGGGUCCCAGCGGCGAGGACACGCAAGACGAGGUUACACUGACCAAGUGGAAGCUGAAGCACGACGUACCUCAGAGCACGGUGCUCCCGGUUGGCGACGAGCCAUCCGAAACGGACGACGACAAUAUCAAAGAGGCCUUCAACAGGCUGCGCUUUAGCGACGAUUGA